Messenger RNA from Prunus avium (sweet cherry), 1697 nucleotides. RefSeq names its product Pyridoxal phosphate (PLP)-dependent transferases superfamily protein. The record is from RefSeq and is a predicted model, not a curated record. Gene Ontology annotation, molecular function: pyridoxal phosphate binding; transaminase activity. NCBI's taxonomy places the organism in Eukaryota, Viridiplantae, Streptophyta, Magnoliopsida, Rosales, Rosaceae. Gene Ontology annotation, biological process: biosynthetic process; amino acid metabolic process.
CGCGUGCAGACAUGGUCUCCUCUCAUAGCUGAUAAACGUUACCUACUUUGUUAUUGUAUUGAUAGAGAAGUGUCAAACGUUGUGACGGUGGAAGCUUUUUGGGUAGGUGGAGGUCUUAUCCUUGAAGCAUAAAAACAAAAAGCUUUUAUUUUUCUCUCUUCUCUUCGUUGCCUUACUGGGAAAGUUUCAGAAUUUGGGUUUUGAGAAGGAGGGUCAAGAAUUGGGUUGCAUAGCUAUAUUUUGGAGAUCAUUUGUGAGGGUUGGGUUUGGUUGGCGAGAUGGGUUCAUAUGGAAAACUUGCAAAGAGGGCUGUGGAGACUGAGAUGCCGAUCAUGGUUCAGAUACAACAAUUGGUUCGAGGAGCCAAGAAUGCUGUGUCACUGGCCCAGGGAGUAGUUCACUGGCAACCACCCAAACAGGCUUUGGAUAAGGUGAAAGAACUUGUAUGGGAGCCUUCAAUUAGUCGUUAUGGUGCUGAUGAAGGUAUAGCUGAACUCAGGGAGGCAUUGGUAAAAAAGUUGCAUAAUGAAAAUAAGUUGUACAAAUCUUCAGUGAUGGUUACUUCAGGUGCAAAUCAGGCAUUUGUGAACCUUGUUCUUACAUUGUGUGAUUCCGGGGACUCUGUGGUUAUGUUUGCACCGUACUACUUCAAUGCCUACAUGUCCUUCCAGAUGACCGGCGUCACUAAUAUAUUGGUGGGUCCUGGCCACCCAGAGACACUUUACCCAGAUGCAGACUGGUUGGAGAAAACGUUAUCGGAAACAAAACCAACCCCAAAACUUGUUACGGUUGUUAAUCCAGGCAACCCAAGUGGAACCUAUAUUCCGGACCCUCUUCUUAAGAGGAUUUCAGAUAUUUGUAGAGAAGCUGGAUCAUGGCUUGUUGUGGAUAAUACAUACGAGUAUUUUAUGUAUGAUGAUUUGAAACACACAUGUGUGGAGGGAAAUCACAUAGUCAACAUUUUUUCCUUCUCGAAAGCUUAUGGGAUGAUGGGAUGGCGAGUUGGAUAUAUAGCAUACCCAUCAGAAGUGGAGGGUUUUGCUACCCAACUCCUCAAAGUUCAAGAUAACAUUCCCAUCUGUGCGUCAAUAAUUUCACAGUACCUUGCGCUUCACUCAUUGGAAAUGGGACCCGAAUGGGUCACUGAACGAGUGAAAGGUCUUGUCAAGAAUAGAGAAAUUGUUCUAGAAGCGCUCUCCCCUCUCGGAAAAGAUGCUGUUAAAGGUGGAGAAGGUGCUAUAUACUUGUGGGCAAAGCUUCCGGACAAAUAUGUAGAUGACGAUAAAUUUGUUCACUGGCUUGUUCACAGGCAUGGGGUGGUGGUGAUCCCCGGAAGUGCGUGUGGGUGCCCAGGAAAUGUGAGAAUCUCCUUUGGUGGCUUGCUAGAGGAUGACUGCAAAGCUGCCGCAGAAAGGCUGAGGAGAGGGUUAGAAGAAUUGAUCAGAGAUGGAAUGGUUCAGUAACUUUAACUUUUGCAUUUAAUUCAACAUUGAAAAUGGAAGUCCAUUUGCCAGUUUACACAAGUUUGAAACUGGUUCUUUAGAAUAAUGGAGGGUCUGCUGCCAGCAAAAGAAUUAGUGUAAUUUCAAUGAAGUAGGCAAUGCCUAAGUUCUAACAUGUGCUUAUGUGCUUGUAUUGUUGUUGUACACAUUGAUCUUGAAAAUACAUGCAAUACAUGAUUCAAAUGUUCACAUGUA